GAAGGUAAGCUCCCGGAAAUCUUAACACUAAAUCCAAUCUCCUUAAACAACUAAAGACACAAAUUGAAAUUCUGUUUGCGAUUUGAGCUGAGUGUUUGUAUUGCGAUUUCCGAAGGCAUGAGUUACCCGCGCAAUUUCGAUACGGAGCUGAGUAAGAGUCUAUCGUGGCUCCUGCGACAUGGUGCUAUUAAAGAGGGACUUCCCAUAGCAUCCAAUGGAUUCAUUCCUCUGGAUGCUAUUUUGUCGCAUCGCAACCUUAGCAAUCGCUAUACAGCCGAGGACAUCAUGAGGAUAGUGGAAGCGGAUUCGAAAAAUCGAUACACUGUCACCACCUGUCCCAGCAGCACUAGAAUCCUCAUCAAAGCCAACCAGGGUCAUUCGAUUUCCGAGGUUUCAGAGCUGACUUUGACAAAAGUUCGCCACGCAUCCGAAGUUCCAAUUGUUGUGCAUGGAACUUUUUACAAGAAUCUGCCCGCCAUAAGGAGACUCGGACUAAAGCGAAUGAAUCGCAACCACAUCCACUUCUCUGCAUCGGACAAACUCAAACCGGGCACCGAGAGAGUCAGUGGAAUUCGACAUAAUUGUGAAGUUCUGAUCUACUUGAACACAGAUCUUGCCAUUAGCAAAGGCAUAGAACUCUACCGCUCCGAAAACAAUGUGAUAUUGAGUCCUGGCUUGAAUGGUGUCAUAAGCACAGAGUUUUUCGAAAAGGUUGUAGACAGAAAAACCGGACAACUUAUCCCUAUUUAA
Messenger RNA from Eupeodes corollae, 750 nucleotides. Its product is annotated as tRNA 2'-phosphotransferase 1. NCBI's taxonomy places the organism in Eukaryota, Metazoa, Arthropoda, Insecta, Diptera, Syrphidae. Gene Ontology annotation, biological process: tRNA splicing, via endonucleolytic cleavage and ligation. The transcript has a single exon. Bases 118 to 750 code for a protein of 210 amino acids. Gene Ontology annotation, molecular function: tRNA 2'-phosphotransferase activity. The record is from RefSeq and is a predicted model, not a curated record.